Messenger RNA from Mytilus trossulus (common blue mussel), 1292 nucleotides. RefSeq names its product rab11 family-interacting protein 4B-like. The record is from RefSeq and is a predicted model, not a curated record. Gene Ontology annotation, molecular function: protein binding. NCBI's taxonomy places the organism in Eukaryota, Metazoa, Mollusca, Bivalvia, Mytilida, Mytilidae. The transcript is spliced from 7 exons. The coding region runs from base 27 to 1292 and encodes 421 amino acids.
CAACAUUUUAAAUCAAGACUUGGUGUAUGAACAAAAUACAGAAAAUGUCGACUCCAACAAGUGACAAUCCAGACAAUUCACAUGAUUUAGAUGAAUUGACAAGACUGUCUUCAUUAAUGGAUCGUUUGACAAAUAGAGUCGACAAUCUGGAGAACGAAAACCAGCGUUUGAGUGAAGAGAAUACACGUUUGAAUGAAGAAAUUAGAGAGUUGAAAACAAUGACCAUUAAACUUGAGACAUUAAACAUAGUAUUCGUUCAAGAACAAAAGAAAGCACAGGAGUUAAUUGAAACAAAUUUUAGAAUUGGAGCAGAUGAAGUGAAAAGAAUAUCAUCAUUAAUGGAAAAUGAAAAAACGCGAUUGGAAGAGGAAAAUGCACAGUUUGAAAGAAGGGUCUACAAUCUUGAAGAAAAACUAAAAGAGAAAUCUUUGAAACUGGAUGACGUGUAUGAAAAAUCUGUCAGACUGGACAGGUCAAACACAGAACGCGCGCAAGAAGCAAAUAGAAUAAAAGAAUUACUAGAAUCGGGGUCGGUAGUUGGGGGAGAUGAGGUGAUGACAUAUGUGACAAACAGAUUAGAACAUCUAGAAACGGACAAAAACUGUUUGGAGGAUGAGUUGAAAACAAGAACAUUAAUUCUGGAUGAAACACUGAAAGAUGAAUCUGUCAAGUUGGAUGACAAAUGUUCAAGACUGGCAGAAAAAUGUGUUAGACUCGUGGAAGAAAAAUCUGACAGUCUGGAAAAAUCAAACAACAAACUCACUCAAGAAGUAAAUCAAAUUAGAGAAUUAAUUGAAUCGCAGUCGGCAGUUGAAGGAGCUACAAAGGUCAUAUCUCAGGUUGGAUUCUUUGCUGUUUUGACAAAAAGUGUCUCACUUGGACCAAAGCAGGCAAUUGAAUACAACAAAAUUAUAACAAAUAUAGGAAAUGGAUAUGACGAGAGCCAUGGUCACUUUAAAGCACCUGUAAGCGGAUUAUACAUAAUAUCAGCAUCAAUAACAAGCCCUCACAAUCAAGUUUCCCGGUUAGAAAUCGUUAGAAAUGGAAUACAACUGGCGGCAAUGGUUGGUCAUCUCAGGGAUAUGGCCAAUCAAACUGUCGUUGUGUCUCUAAAUGAAAAUGACCAGUGCUCAAACAUAGUUGUCAAUAUUAUUGAAGUGUAUGGUACUGUCAUACAAGUGAGAGGUGUAGCUAGUGAAAGAUUUUUACAAUUCAACAUACUGCUUUCAACAUUAUACACUGGUCCUAAGACUAAAUUUAACUCAUUGCAGCAAGUGUAUACAAAGAAGUGA